Molecule: messenger RNA, 1362 nt
Organism: Medicago truncatula (barrel medic)
Lineage: Eukaryota; Viridiplantae; Streptophyta; Magnoliopsida; Fabales; Fabaceae
Product: solute carrier family 35 member F1
Exons: 11
Coding region: 1-1035 (344 amino acids)
Biological process (GO): transmembrane transport
Cellular component (GO): membrane
Molecular function (GO): transmembrane transporter activity
Source: RefSeq, a predicted model, not a curated record
AUGAUUAUCGAUAUUAAGAAAUAUUGGACUAAGAACACAUUAAUUGGUCUUGCUUUAGGUCAAUUUCUUUCUCUUCUCAUCACUGCUACUGGUUUCGCUUCUUCUGAUUUAGCUAAAAAAGGAAUUAAUGCUCCAACGUCACAGUCGUUUCUAAAUUAUGUAUUUUUGAUGAUUAUCUAUGGAACUAUUCUACUCUACAGAAGGAAACCUCUCAAGGCAAAAUGGUACUAUUAUAUACUUCUUGGAUUGGUUGAUGUGGAAGCAAAUUUUCUUGUUGUGAAGGCAUAUCAAUACACCUCACUUACAAGUGUGAUGCUACUUGACUGCUGGUCUAUUCCAUGCGUCAUGCUGCUUACAUGGAUUUUCUUGAAAACAAAAUAUAGAUUCAAGAAGAUAACUGGUGUAAUUGUUUGCAUAGCUGGCCUUGUCCUAGUUGUAUUUUCGGAUGUUCAUGCUGGUGACCGUGCCGGUGGAAGUAAUCCUCGUUUAGGAGACGUUCUUGUUAUCGCUGGCGCUACCUUGUAUGCAUUCAGUAAUGUCAGUGAGGAGUUUUUAGUAAAAAAUGCUGAUAGAGAAGAGCUCAUGGCAAUGUUAGGUCUCUUUGGUGGUAUCAUCAGUGCCAUUCAAAUAGCUAUACUUGAGCGCAAUGAGCUUAAAUCUAUUCACUGGUCGGCUGGGGCAGCAUUUCCUUUUUUUGGAUUUUCUGUGGCUAUGUUUUUGUUUUAUUCUCUAGUCCCUGUUCUGCUUAAGCUCAAUGGUUCUACUAUGCUAAAUCUGUCUCUUCUGACCUCAGACAUGUGGUCUGUCUUAAUUCGCAUCUUCGCUUACCAUGAGAAGGUUGAUUGGAUGUACUACUUGGCGUUUGGUGCUGUUGUCAUCGGCAUUGUUAUCUACUCUAUAGGUUUUGGAGACGAGGAUCAAAACCCUGCUAAUGCUGUUGAAGAACCUGUUGCAAUCAGACAGGAUGAGGAAGCCAGUUCAGCAACUCAUAGCAAAGGAAAUGUGUCUGGGAGUUCAAAAACCUGGGUAGCUUAAGAAAGUAUUGACCAGGAGAUCCAUGCAAGGAAAAACCAUGAGGAAGAGCCUCUUUCAGAAGUGGGCUAUUCUAAAUUUGUAGUCAAUGCUCCUCCAAGAGUGCAAUGCAAGAAGCACUCAUUUUGCUUGGAGAAGUGUUAGCAAUAUAUUAUUUUUUAGUAUAGUUCUUGUUAUUUGUUGAAAUUUAGGUUGGUCUCGUCAUACUGGAAAUAAGUCCCACCAAAUAGAAUACGAAAUCGAUUUGAUUUAGCGAGACUCACGUGAGUUUCUGCAAUAAUAGUGUGUUAUUGGCAUUACUCUUUUGAUUAUGCUUAUUUAGUUCGAUUA